UAAAGUCGAUAGUUGGACGUGUCUAUUCGUCUAUAACGCACAAUUGUACACAGCCAGCGGCGGCUAGCUGGCGCUGUGAAAUUAUUAAAUAAAAAAAAAAAUAUAAAAAAAAAUAUGUCAACUCAAGAAAAAAUCGAUCUGGACUUGAACAAGCCUAAACCGGGCCUUGGAUUCCGGCAUGUGCAAACAAUACUAUUGUUCUUCGGCCUCCUGCUCGCUUACUGCAUGAGGGUCAACAUGAGUAUGGCUAUUGUAGCCAUGACUGAUGGCAGCGAAAAUUCCUUUGAUUGGAGUAUACAAAUCCAAAGUGUGAUAUUAUCCUCCUUCUUCUGGGGUUACGUGGUGCUCCAGAUACCUGGUGGGGAGUUGGCUGCCAAAUUUGGUGGAAAACUCCUGUUCUGUUUGUGUGUUGGCAUUAACUCUGCCACAUCUAUUUGCAUACCCAUCAGCGCUUAUUAUGGUGGCUGGCAGUUGGUAUGUGCAUGCCGUGUUAUUCAGGGUCUGUCGCAAGGUUUCCUCUAUCCCUCUAUACAUACCCUCAUUGGGAAAUGGGUGCCUUUGGAGGAGAAAACUUCAUUGGGAACGUUAAUUUACGCAGGUUCACAUUUGGGAACUGCUCUGGAAUUGUCAGCUGCUGGCUUAAUUGCCGAGUACUGGGGCUGGCCAGCUAUCUUUUACGUGAUUGGCACAUUAGGAGUUAUAUGGACUACCAUCUAUAUAUUCGUCGGUGCUUCUUCCCCUGAAGAAUCUAGACUAAUCAGUGAUGCGGAGCGGAAUUAUAUACACGAGUCAUUGGGUCAUGUUGUUGGACGCAAGAAAUUGAGAACUCCAUGGAAGUCGCUCUUUACCUCACUACCGUUUAUAUCUUUGUUGAUUGUCCACUGUGGACAGAAUUGGGGUUUUUGGACUCUGAUGACAGAAAUACCUUCCUAUAUGAAUCAAGUACUCGGUGUUAAUAUGAAAUCGAACGGCCUCAUGUCCGCGCUACCCUACCUAUCAAUGUUCCUGCUGAGUUUCCCAUUUGGAUUCUUCUCUAACUAUGUGUUGAAUAAGAAGUGGCUCAGCACUACCACUACCAGAAAAAUAUGCAAUUCUAUAGGUCUUUUCGGCCCUGCCUUGGCAUUGAUUGCUCUUUGUUAUACGCCCGCCGACGUCACCAUUACAGUCAUUAUGCUGACAUUAGUGGUCGGUCUCAACGCUGGACAUAUUAUGGGCUUUAUGCUGGUGCACAUCGACAUGGCUCCCAACUUCGCCGGCACCAUGAUGGGCAUCACUAAUGGUACGGCGAAUGUCAUAGCCAUCAUUGCGCCUCUGGCAGCGGGAGUUAUAUUAAAUGACGAAACCGAUCCGAAGGAAUGGCACAAAAUUUUCUAUUUGGCGUCUAUAAUAUAUAUCAUUGCAAAUAUAAUCUUUCUCAUAUUUGGUUCCGCUGAGCUACAAACGUGGAAUGAACCGAACGAAUCCGAGAAUAAAAAUACUACUGAUGAAGCACUAGAAAAAGUGGAGAAGGUGAUAUAAGAAGAAGUGUGGGUACAUUUAAUUUCAAAUGAAUAUGGGAUUUCUCGUGAUGAUACAUUCAUCUAACCCAUCCUAACCCAAUCAUAAUCAUAUACAAGGAUCAUUAAAAAGUGCAAAACUGAAUAAGAUUGAUUUACCCAACGAUAAGUAACUCGUAAUACUGACAGCAAUUAGGAAAUUGACGGAUGAAAAUAAUGAUUUAUUUAUUUAUUUAUACUUUUGAACACAUUAAAAUAUUUCUACAGGGCAUACUUAAUGCCUGAUGGUAUUCUUUCCUAUUACGCUAAACAGAGAGAACCAAAAGCGGUGCACAGAUUUAAACAAAAUGUAAAUUAAAUAAAUAUUUUGUAAAUAUACAAAUAUAUAGAAUAACUUAUACUUACAAAAAAUGUACAUACACAAAUCACAUACAAUACAUAUAUAAAUAACCAUACAUAGUAGAUAUUAAAUUAAUAAAAAUAUAAAUAAUAACUAAUUAUAUAAUAGUUCAGAUUGAGGCUUUUCAUUGUAAAUUAGUUGAAAUAUCUUUAAAUUUUAUUGAUAUUGGAGUCUGUUGGCACUUUAUGACUUUUUUCAUUCAUUUUUAUAAAUGAAACAUUUGUACUAAAUCCUGUGGAAGCAGCACUAAUAUUUUCUUUUAUAAAAAUUAACACGAAUAUAUUUCAAGUUUAUAAAACGAGCUGCUGAACUGCUGAAAUUACUUUUAUUGUACUAUAAAACUCAUUUAGUUGCUUUCAUGUCUUACGAAAGCUGAAUUUCUCUCUCUCUUAAGUUUAGAUUAAUUAUGAGGAGUAUAAUUCUAGUCUAUGGUUCUUCAUAGAUAGAAUAUAAUUUAACCUACUUCUAAAUACGAGGAGGUACUAAAUUCGACUGUGUUCGUUCCUCGUGUGUAUGUUACACGAUAUCUAGUAUAAAUCUAUUUUAAAUAAGUUUUAACUUUAAGGUAGUUGUUGUAAAUAUAUUAUUAUUAUUA
Messenger RNA from Galleria mellonella (greater wax moth), 2491 nucleotides. Its product is annotated as putative inorganic phosphate cotransporter. Gene Ontology annotation, biological process: transmembrane transport; monoatomic anion transport. Gene Ontology annotation, cellular component: plasma membrane. Gene Ontology annotation, molecular function: transmembrane transporter activity. Lineage: Eukaryota; Metazoa; Arthropoda; Insecta; Lepidoptera; Pyralidae. The coding region runs from base 115 to 1518 and encodes 467 amino acids. The transcript has 11 exons. The record is from RefSeq and is a predicted model, not a curated record.